AUGGGUCAAUCAGACGAUCUUGAAGAUUAUCCAUAUAGUAGGCAUCAAGAAUUAUGCCAAAAACUUAACAUGGAUGCAACAGCAGCUACUGAAGCAUGGAAAUCAUACUUGACUAUUCGUCAAAAUUAUACUCUUGAGGGUAAUCCGAUGCACUGGAUUGUAUGUGCUGUAUACGUGGCGUGUCGUGAAUCCUCUACGCCCUCGGCCGGCAGAACUGGAUCUAAUCUUGAAGGGAAUCCUAUUUCUCUAACUCGCCUGCUGAAAUUAUGCAAAUUGCCAUUAAUACAGUUUUUUUCAAAUUGUAAAUCAUGGGCUGACAUGGCCCAUAUGUCUCAAAGUUUUAGAUCAAAGAUUGAUAAAAUUGAACGUAAUUUUACGGUAUCAAUGAUCAUAUUCAAAAAAUAUCAGCCAAUUUUCACAUUUAUAUUUAGAAACCCAGUAGAAGACUCAUCAAGACCCCAAAGAGUAAGAAGACAUAAAUCAGCGCCUUGUACUCCUUCAAAAGUUUUCGAAUUUUGUUGGACACUUUUUAUUUGUGUUAAGGGUGCUUUUCCGGAAAUAUCUGAUGAUCUUGUUAACUCUUAUCAUCUUUUGUUAGUAUGCUGCGACUUUGUCUAUAGUAAUGCAUUGCUUGCUGAUCGAAAAGAUCUGUUGAAUCCUAACUUUCCUGGUUUACCCCAAAAUUUUAAUGACGAGAACUCUGAGCCUCCACAAACUGCUAAUUGUAUCGUCAAUUUAUUGUGUGAACAACAUGACGCUAUCGCUGUGGAAGCUAAAGUUAUAAAAGAAUAUUCUCUAAAAGCUCACCUUAACAAACUUUUCAGCGAAAAAAUUCUACGAGGUGACCAGUCAAAUUUUUCUGGUAUUCUUGAGGCUGCCAAUUUUGAGAGCAACCAUAAAUCUCUAAACAGAGUUUAUGAACAACAUGUCCUGAAUAUGGGAGAUUUCGACGAGAGAAUUUUUCUUGCUGAAUGGAGAAGAGUUAAACUGAAUGGGAUAUCUAAUUCAAUACUUGUUAGCGACUGUGAUAUUAUUUUGAGAACUAAAUUUGCCAGGAACAAUAUACUUGAAGGUGCAGACGCAAGUGAUAAUAUUGGAUCUCCAACAAAAAUGUUGAACAUAGAUUUGCAAGAACAAUUCCAACUAAAAAGAGAGCAAAUACGUGAUUUGGCACCACCAACUCCUCUUACCGGACGUAAAUAUCUCAAAAAUAAAGAUAUGCCGCAUAUUACUCCCAUUACAACAGCAACUCAGAGUGUAAGUCGUUUACAAGCACUUCUCGCCGGACGGCAAGCUGCUCCCAAUGAAGUGUUACUUGAAAUGUACAGAAGCUGUUCAACUGAUGUCAAAAGUUUCGUUGAAACUAAAGUUGAAGAAUUCAGUGAAAAAUUUUAUGUUUCUUACACUCAAAAUGUAGAAGAUGCUGAAUCUCUCAGUUUAGAUUUUGGUAAAAAGAGACUCAUACUUGGUCAAACAUUAUUUUACAAAAUUUUAGAAUCUAUUCUAAGUUAUGAGAAAAAAAUAAAGCCUGACUAUGAUAUUACGAAUCUUUUACUGAAUGAAGUUUUCCUUUUAUGCUUGUUCGCAUGCUCUAUAGAAAUAGUAAUUUGGUCAUACAAAAAUACAGAUCGUAUUUUUCCAUGGAUUUUAAAAGCUCUCAAUCUGGAGCCUUAUAAUUUUUAUAAAGUAAUUGAAGUAACUGUUCGUGAAGAACAUCUGCCGAGAGAAGUUGUUAAACAUCUUAAUGAUAUUGAAGAAAAAAUUCUUGAGACACAAGCGUGGAAAUCUAGUAGUCCUUUAUGGCAAGCAAUUGAAAAUACUCCCGGUGGGGUACCGAGUUGUGAAGAAGUUAUUCUUCCAGGCAUGUUAGAUUCUUUAGAUUCAAACUCGUCGAAUCAAGCGACAUUGAGAAGAGUGGCAUUAGAUAGAGGAACAACUCACCAUGAUACUCAGCAAAGUCCGAUCUCAUCAGCUUCCGAAAGAUUUCAAUCUCCGGUAACUUCAUCUGGUGUAGCAAAAAAACGGUUAUUUAAUGACCCAUCGAAAAGCAGUGGACAAAGUAUUCUCAAAGAUAAGUGUACCCAAAAAAUCAUAAUUGAUUCUGAGUCUCGCGUCUAUGUUAUCCCAGAUACUACACAAAUGAGAUCAUCUAAUACUACAGCACUGGUUAACGUUAAUCGUGAGUCUAAUAAAUCACGAAAAACUGGAUCUGUUGCAUUGUUUUUUAGAAAAUUUUAUAUCCUUGGAUCAAUUCGAAUGCAAAGUCUCUGCAAUUCACUUUUAGUAACAGAUAUUGAUAUUAAGAAAAAAAUUUGGACUAUUUUUGAGUACUCAAUAAAAGAUCGUACAGAAUUAAUGAAAGAUCGACAUUUAGAUCAAAUACUUAUGUGCGCAGUCUACAUUGUUUGUAAGCUUGUUAAAAUUGAACGUAAUACAUUUACUGAAAUAAUGCGUUGUUAUCGAUUGCAACCACAAGCUGAGUCGCACAUUUAUAGAUCUGUACUUAUAUCUAAAAAUGCAAACAAUGACAAAAAUUCAAACAAGAAUGACACUAAUGUUGAUUCUGAUUCUAUGGAAGUUGAUACUCAUAAUGCAACCCCACCAACACCAUCCAACAUGGCAGGAACUUCCCAAAGCUUUGGUGAUGAAUGCCGCGGUGAUCUUAUCAAAUUUUAUAACACAAUCUAUGUUCCUCAAGUUAAAGAGGUUGCUAAUUUGUCUCGUGGCAAUAACUCUACUCUUCCACUCAGUCCUCUACCGAAAAGUAAUUCUGCGAUAAAUUCACCUAUUAGACGUGUAAGUAACAGUGUUUUAACCAGAACACUUGAUCCUAAGGCUAUUACUGCAUCACCUGCUCCACAAUUAAGUUACUGUUUUAGUCGCAGCCCUGCCAAAGAUCUCGAAGCUAUCAACCGAAUGAUGAUAUCUGUUGACGCGCGAAAAUCUGUAGGGAAACGACUUUUAUCCGAAGAAAUGGACAUUGAUACAACUAAAGAAAGUCAUUCACCGACAAAGAAGAGUCUCACCACUCCAUUUCUUGCUAAAAAAAUUGAAAAUUUAAUUGGGGAACGUCGAACUCAAAACCAGUAA
Messenger RNA from Cotesia congregata, 3090 nucleotides. The record is from the annotation of a GenBank genome assembly. Lineage: Eukaryota; Metazoa; Arthropoda; Insecta; Hymenoptera; Braconidae.